Molecule: messenger RNA, 1101 nt
Organism: Apaloderma vittatum (bar-tailed trogon)
Lineage: Eukaryota; Metazoa; Chordata; Aves; Trogoniformes; Trogonidae
Gene: MAEL
Product: maelstrom spermatogenic transposon silencer
Exons: 11
Biological process (GO): negative regulation of DNA-templated transcription; piRNA processing; male meiotic nuclear division
Cellular component (GO): nucleus; P granule
Molecular function (GO): sequence-specific DNA binding
Source: RefSeq, a predicted model, not a curated record
CUGCUGACAAAGGAGGAAAAGAUGGUAUACAGAGAGAGGACUCGGAAGUGCACUGAACAGAAAGGCUCUCAGAAAACAGUGGAAGAGAUGAGUGAUCCGGCUCAUCCAGCUCCUGCUUAUCCAACCACAAAGAUGUUCAGUGUUACUUCUCUUCCAGAUGCCUCUGCUAUGUCUUGGAAGAAUGAUGAGGCUGUGAUUGCAGAUGUCUUCUACUUCCUGAACAUUUUCAGCCAUGGCAAGCUGCCACCCCCCUGUGAACAGCGCUUCCUUCCUUGCGAGAUUGGGUGUGUCAAAUACUCGCUGCAGGAUGGCAUCAUGGCUGAUUUCCAUCACUUCAUAGAUCCAGAAGAACCACCGUGUGGUUUUCGGUACCACUGCCAGGCUGCUAGUGAUGCCACUCAUAAGAUCCCUAUGUCUGGAUUUCCUCUUCCACGUACUUCUUACACAGUUGUCUUACAAGAACUACUUGACUUUGUCCAGCCAGUCACAGGUCUUCGGCCUCGCUUUCACUGCAGGUCUAGUGACAGAUUCCAAGUUAACUGGUGUCUCAAUCGAAUGGCUAGCAUAACAGGCAUUGAGAGCCAGCUGGAGCUUCUUGCUGUAGAAGACCUGAUAGUAGAACUGUACUGGAAAAAAUACCAAAAGGAGCUGUCCAAGACUUGGGUGUGUAGAGAACUGGAUGGUGUCCUGUGGGACUUCUCAAGUAAUACCAGGUGCAAGUGGCAUGAAGAGAACGAAAUAGUCCACUGUGCUUUGGCGUCCUGUAAGAAAGUUGCUUACUGCAUCAGUAAAUCUCUGGCUGGUGUGUAUGGAGUCCCAUUGACAGCAGCUCACCUGCCUAUUCAAGACUUGAAUUAUGGUGGAAGCACAAAUAAGAUGGUGGUACUGGAUGCUGAGCGUUUUCAGAAAAUGAAGGCUGAGCAUUCUGGAUGUGAGAGACAUUUUGCUUCUCCAAGUCAGGAUCAAGAGCGUGUCCCUUCUAAUUGUGAUCCUCCAAGUGGUGUGAAGACUUCCCUUUUUGGAACAAGUACUAUGAGAGGAAGAGGAGUUACUCGGUUGAUAAAAAGUGCAUCUGAACUAUCCAAGUCUUCCAGUAACUGA